CUCUCUCUCUCUCUCUCUCGUUUUCGCGUCUAAUAUACAACAUUACUACAUUUUAGCUUUUUCAUGUGUAUACACCAGUAGUAUUUACAUGUUCCUAUUUCGGGUAAUGUUUGUUUGGUAGUUUGAAGCUGGACAAUCCUACUUCAAACGCAAUGCUUCAUAUAUUCUAAUUUUCUGUGGCUUCCAACAUUCAUUCCUACUACCAGUACGACCUGUGGCUUACUUUCUCUCUCUCCUCUCCCAAUCUUCACAUUAUCUCUGUAAUUCCAAACAUAGGGCUAAAUCUCAUCUUCAGAUCAGAGCUUGCUUUCCUAUUUCAUUCUUCUACUUCUAAUUUUCUCAUGUAUUUUAGUUGCAUAAAAGGACUGUUUGAUUAGCGUUUUUCAACUGCUUUUUCUUACUUUUUGACCCAAAUUCUGACUAGAAUUUUAAAAUUGCAUAAGGUUAUAAUUAUUUCAUACUGGGUUUCCUAUGAAUGCAAUUAUUUUCAGGUUGUUGUUCUUCUUGUAGUGUAAGCUGGUUGAGAUGGAGGGCAAAAUUGAUGCCAAAACACUGCUUGAUUAUGCUGAAUUUCAAAUUUUUCCAAGCCAAAACAGUUGUAGGUAUGAAGCUUGUGUGUGCAGUGGCAACAAAGUAGAAACAAUAGCAUCUGGUCCUUUGGGACAGCUGGCGCUGCACUUACCAGAACUAAAAGAUUUAUUCUCAAAAGGAUCCAAUGCUGUCUUCAAACUUCAACCACCUAAAAAUCAUGAUGGUUGGUUCACAAAAUUGACAGUGACAAGAUUUCUACAUAUUGUUGGUUCACCGGACAUACUAAAUACUGCCAGAGCUAUUGAAAAUGAGAUAAAUCAGCUGGAGGAGGCCAGAAACUUUCACCUUUCUUUGUAUAUCAAGGAUCAUCGUCAUAAUUCUGGAGAUGGAGAAACAGACAGCUGCAACUUGAAUGGUAUGGCACCAGAGCUAAAAGAUGUAGAUGAUAUUGUGUCGUCAGAUGCAUCAAAGAAUGAAUUACUGCGAGCAAUGGACUUGAGAUUAACAACAUUAAGAGGGGAAUUAGCUGCUGCUUUCAACCGCGCUACUGGUGCCACUUGUUCUCCAAAGGAUAUCACUGAUAUUGUAAAGCUUUCUCAACAUUUUGGAGCCAUAGAUUUGAGGGAUACUUUGCAUAAGUUUGUAGAACUGAACCAAAUGGGCCAGACUGUUGAUCUACCAAGUGAUAAAAAGUCACAUUCCGAAAUUAAUUCAAGAAAUGAUAGGAUUGAGUCAGAGUCAAAUUCUCAGGUAUCAAAAUCAUCACAAUCAGAUACACCAGUAAAGUAUGGUGUCUCCCCGGCAAAAGCUGCGCAGGUUGAGCGGCAGAGUUCAACAGAAAGUGAAGAAUCUUCUUACUCUGAUGAGGAGGAGGACCGGCCAACUGUGGAAAGAAGCCGGACUCUUAUCAGGUCUGCAUCACCUAGAAGGUCAGCAUCUCCGAUGCGGAGGAUCCAAAUCGGGCGAUCUGGGUCACGCAGAGCUACUGCACUAACCAUUAAGAGCCUCACUUUUUUUCCUGCCAGGGAUAGAACAUUAACUCAAAUAGAUGCAACUGCAAACAGUAGUGAAGAGGAAGGAUCUGAGCAACCCCCCAAAAUAUCAGAAACUAAUGUUCAGAGAAUGAGUGUGCAAGCUGCAAUCAGUCUUUUUGAAAGUAAACAAAGAGAUCAAACUUCAGAUAUUCAGACGAGGAGGUCAACUAUCGAUGCAUCUAUGAAUAAAUCUGUGCUGAGAAGAUGGAGUGCAGGUACAGGGGAAAAUUCCACCCAACGCCUCCCAGAAACUGUUUCUUCAAGUUCUGUUCCAAUGACUUCCAAUAAUGUAGAGGGUGGAGAAAUUCCAAAGAGUACAGUAGAAGCCAAAACAGAGUCUGAUUUUAUUUCUCGAGAUCAUAAUCCUGUUGAGACUGCUCAAGUAGAUGCCAUAGGCAGUCGAGCAGAUAUUCUGGUAACCCAAAGAGAGGAAAAUGCUGAAAAAUUAACAGCCAUGGCUGAAUGGAACCGGCAGAAGGAAGCAGAGUUGAAUCAGAUGCUGAUAAAAAUGAUGAAAAGUGAGCCUGCUAGACAUUGGAAUAUAACACCUGAUAAUAACAGAAGCCCAGAUGUUCCACACGAGCAGAGAGGGGGCUUUUAUGAUCACUACAAAGAAAAAAGGGAUGAAAAACUUCGGGGAGAAACAGCAAGAAAGCGAGCAGAGAAACAAGCACAAUUUAGAGCUAUGCAGCAAAUUCUUAAUGAAAGAAAAGCUGAAAUGGCCUCUGUGAAUACAAAUGAUGUUGGCACAAAAAAUUCCCUGGCUAAGCCCCAAAAAUCACAUAGGAGUUCAACACAAUCUGCAAAACCCAAGAACGAAUCCUCAAAACCUGCUGUUGCGAAAAAACCUUUAUCUAAGGCGUCACCAUCACCUGCUGUUCGCAAGUCAUGGCCGUCGACACCAUCACCAAGAGCUAUGGGGACAUCACCAGCUAAAACUCCUUGUGGAACUUCAUCUACUGGCACUAUACCUAAUCGCCGGAAACCCCAGCCAACACCAUCGGUUCCUCAAUCAAGCCCAAAGGUGGAACGAUCCCAGCAGCGGCCGAAAAAUGUUAAGGCAACCCAAAUUAACACUAGCAAGACCAUGAAAGGUGUGACUGAGAAGAAGCAGCAACCAUUAACAAAAAAUGGGAAAACUGCAAAAGCAAAUGGUCAGACAGCUACUGGAAAGGAUUGUUCAAUGGUUGCAGCAAAGCCUAGUUUGUAUAACAAGGUAACCAAGAAGAGCAGUGUGGUGCCACUGGAGUCAAAGCCUUUCCUCCGUAAGGGCUCUGGUAUUGGCCCUGGUGUCAGUCCUGUUGUUAUCAAGACAAAAGUUUCUUCUCCUCAGCCUGAGGAAACUUUGAAAAACUCUAGAAAUCUGAUUGAAGCUCAGGAAAAUGUGGUUACAGACACUUUUGAGCCUGUCAGUCAGCAACAGGAGGGUGAUCUUGAAGCGCCAGAAACUCAUACUGAUUUAGAAUCAGAAACUCAGUUAACUAGCCAGAAAUGUGAUGACACGGCGAGCUCAGAGCAAGUUCCUGACAAUGGUGAUGGUAACUUUGAAAGGGAGAUGGAAUCUGAAUUGAAGACUGAGACUGAAGAAGAAUUAUUCAUUUCCCCAAUGGCCUGGGUAGAAAAAGAAGAACAUCAAGAUCCGCCAAUUCCAUGUGAUGAGAGCACAUACCAAGUUCCAUCUUUGGCCAAUGUUGGGCCAGCAGCAAUGUUGAGUCCACGUGUCCGACACUCUUUGUCACAAAUGCUGCUGGAAGAGAUUGCGGAAACAGAUAUUACUGAGUGGGGAAAUGCUGAGAAUCCACCUGCAAUGAUCUAUCAAAAAGAUGAACCUAAAGGGUUUAAGAGGCUCUUGAAAUUUGCCCGAAAGAGUAGAGCAGAUCCAAAUUUAACAGGUUGGUCUAGCCCAUCAGUCUUUUCUGAAGGAGAGGAUGAUGCUGAGGAAUCUAAAGGUCUUAGUAAGAAAAAUGCUGACAAUCUAUUGAGGCAGGCUGCUCUUCAGGCGAAGAACAAUGACCAGCAAAAUACUUCAUUAGGUGGAGGCUAUGAGAAAAAUUCAGCUGGUAAUGAACUACUUUCUGGUACAUUUUCAUUCCAUGCCUAAUAUCAUUUCUGUCCAUGAGCAUUGAACUGGGAUCCUAUCAAUAUGACAUAUUGAUUGUAAUAAUAAAAGCAUUUAAAAAGGAAAGCGAGUUUGUGUCAUUAAAGCUUUGUCACACCUGGAAAACUUUCCUUUUGUAUUUAAAGUGGCACAAAUACCACCAAGUAAAUUAUGAGAGAAACUUGGGUAGUAUCCUAUAUAUCACACGCACCAGCGCAUGUGGCUCAAUGUGGCACUAUUAGUGGCACACUUGGCACUUGGACACGUCGCAUGUGCACGUGUGAUCAAGUUUGUGCGGUGAUUUUUUAGUUUCAGAAUCAUGUGAGAAA
Molecule: messenger RNA, 3992 nt
Organism: Camellia sinensis
Lineage: Eukaryota; Viridiplantae; Streptophyta; Magnoliopsida; Ericales; Theaceae
Source: RefSeq, a predicted model, not a curated record